AUGGGUCGCCCGCCGGCGUACCUGUUUGUCGUCAGACAUGGCAACCGACUAGACGCUGCUGACAAACAGUGGCAUAUGACCUCACCGACACCCUACGACCCGCCUCUCACUUACGGCGGCUGGCUCCAAUGCAGGCAGCUUGGGGCAAGAAUCGCAUCCAUACUACAAGAAAAAGAGGCCGAGGACGAAGCUGCUCGCGCAAGCCACAAUAAUGGCCAGAAUGGAAACACUGAGAAGCCCAAGAAGAAGCGAUACCGAGUCGUCCUGCACAGCUCUCCUUUCCUCCGCUGUAUUCAGACGUCCAUUGCCAUCAGCGCCGGAAUUGCUUCGAGCCCCUCGCCUUUCACGCAGGCCAGCGAUUACCCUCCUGCACGGCUCCAAGCUUCGCCGAGACCUCAGACACCAGUCUCGUCGGAUCCCGUCUCCCCAAGAACUCGACCGGCCCUUAUGACCGAUAUUCCGCCUAUGCAGCCGACGCAAAAUUCGGAUCAUUUGGAGAAAACCAUAUUGCGACUAGAUCCUUUCCUUGGAGAAUGGGCCUCGCCAGACUACUUUGAUCACAUAACGCCACCUCCAAGGUCGAGUCUCAUGCUCAUGACAGCCAAAGCAGAGCUUCUGCGCAAAGAAAACUACAUCACGUAUACCGACCCGAACCCGCGUCCGAGCACACCAACAACGCCGAGUCGAUUGUGGAAUUCACCAACGCAGUCGCGCAAUGCCAGUCUGGACGGUCUCGUAAAGCCAGGAGACGCCCCCGCUGGUAGCUUGAACAACGGAGUUGGUGAACAUCGGGGUUCUCACAAGGUCGCCUACUCAGAAUCCGCCAUUUUCACGGGCUACAUUGCUCCUGUUCCUGCGUACGCCAUAUCUCCCUCCGAGCCAAUUCCUCAGGGUUAUGUUGCUCAUGCGAGAGACGCAUGUGUCGAUAUUGACUAUCAGUGGGACUCUUCCCGCAACCCGAUUGCUUGGGGCGAUGGUGGCGUGCUACCAGAGGAAUGGGCUGCUAUGCAUCAACGAUUCCGUAAGGGAUUGAAGCGUCUGGUAGACUGGUACAUGACCACGGACCACCCCGGCCAUAUGGUUACCAAAACUCCUAUCACGCCUAAUCCAUCCAAGCUUGAAAAUAACAAUACCGCAAAGAGCCACACGCUUGACGACGAGGAGGACAUUGAGGACGUGGUGAUACUAGUUUCCCAUGGUGCUGGAUGUAACGCUCUUGUGGGUGGUAUCACAAACCAGCCCGUUCUCGCCGACGUUCCUAUGACUUCUCUGUCCAUGGCAAGACGAAGGCCCGGAUACGCAGAGACUCAGAGUGCUAUGAACGAGCACCCAGUGACAUCUCUUGACGACGGAUUGUCGAGGAAGCCAGUGACGGUGCAGGACCUAUACGAGCUAUCCAUGUUUGCCAACACUGACCACCUGGUUAGGUCAGGCAAUGUGAGCAGGUCAUCUAGCGUGGCUGGUGCUUCAAGAGGACACUCGAGGGGUCUCAGCUCAGCCUUAAGAGACAUUAAUUUUGGUGCGCAUUACGGCCAGCCACGGGACCACCGCAGCAACUCCAUGAGCAGCUCAAUAAGUGGUCCCAGGAACAUGUCUGGCGGAACAAAUGGUGUUACCAGGCUUCCUCCUCUUCUUUCUAAUAAUGCUGCAAAGGGCGGCAUCACGGUUGGAAGUGGAGUGACCAGUUUUGGCACUGCUCCGCGAAAGAAUUCGUGGGGUUUAUGGACACCAAAGCAGGAGCCCACCAAUCCCGAGGAAGAACUAGACAUGCCCAUGACACUGGAUUUUAGUCACGAAAAGGAGGUCAAGAAGUCGUCUCCACCGCCAGAGACAAUUAUCGAGAUGCCAGAGCACGAGCAUGGCCAUUUACCUGGACUCCCAGCCUCGAUAGACACGGAAGAGCACGACAAGUUUGACUCGAAGACGUCGAUUCCACCAAGUUCUGGCAUGUGGGGAUCACCUCGACCUCCCGAUGAUGCAGAGACACUUCGAGACUUUAGCUCACAAAAGCGACGAUGGACUGUAACUGAGCGACAGCUAUGA
This is a messenger RNA of Pestalotiopsis fici W106-1, 2043 nucleotides long. RefSeq lists its product as uncharacterized. The transcript is spliced from 2 exons. Bases 1 to 2043 code for a protein of 680 amino acids. Lineage: Eukaryota; Fungi; Ascomycota; Sordariomycetes; Amphisphaeriales; Sporocadaceae. The record is from RefSeq and is a predicted model, not a curated record.